Molecule: messenger RNA, 2074 nt
Organism: Paramuricea clavata
Lineage: Eukaryota; Metazoa; Cnidaria; Anthozoa; Malacalcyonacea; Plexauridae
Source: the annotation of a GenBank genome assembly
AUGGAUGAUCCUUCAGUAUUUGAUUCGUACAGAAGUCCUUUAACAAGUCGUUAUGCCAGUAAAGAGAUGUCUUAUAAUUUUUCCGACAAUAAGAAGUUCACAACAUGGCGAAAAUUAUGGCUGUAUUUGGCCAAGGCAGAAAAGGUAGAUUAUUGGUGUUUUAAAUAGUUUUGUUAUGUACUAGAUGUCCUAGUAGAGAUGCGUUUCACUAAGCACUAUCGUGCAGCAGAUGGUGGUGAACCUGCAGUUAUCAGAGUGAGAAAAUAAUGUUCAUUCUUUUCAUUAGAUGUAAAUUAAUAAUGUAAUGUAGUUAUCUUGUAUUUGGAGGCAAAUAAAUAUAAUUGAGAUACUGUAUGUGGUUUAAAGAAUCUAUGCCAGUGUAGGUAGUGGCAAUAAUGAGAAAAUACAAGGAGAACUUCGACAUUUCAAGCGAAGGACCUUCAUCGGGAUGUUAGUGGCUAACGUCCUAACCUGGGUAUCAGGCUCUAUUUUACAAAUGCUACUAACUCUUGACGAAGGGCCUUCGCUCGAAACGUCGAGUUUCUGCUUAUUUUUUAAGGUAGUAAUAUAACCACUCAGCACAGCAUUUUCACUUUGGUACUACCAACACAGACAGUUUUAGUUUUACAAAUAUAGCCUGACACAAACAUUAAUCCGUCAGCUUUCCACCCACAGCAAAGUUUAUAUUUAGUAUCCAAUCAAAAUGUUGCAGGAGAAAUUCAAAUUUCACACAACGACAACAACAACCUAAUUAUAGUUGUGAUCACUAUAAAAUAUAUCGUUAACAAUAGUAUAAUCCAAUUAGCACCAAUCAAUCAAAUGACAGAUUAAAAAAUGUUUUGCCUUGUAGACCAAUCAGAUUUACAACUGAAAUACGGUUGUAAGGCAUGGACUUUUGUUAAUGUUUGUAUCAGGCCUAUUUAUUUAUUUAUUUAUUUAUAGGCCUGAUUGCAGGUUAUAUCAAUCCCCAGCUUUCAGUUUAAUUAAUUAAUUAUCUUGCUAGAAGUGUCAACAUUUGCGAAGGUCACCAUUAUGUGCUACCCUGUAAAACGUUUCUGUAACACUUUCUAUAACUCACUAAUAUUCUGUCUUCAGGAACUGGGAUUAAAUAUUACAGAUGAACAAAUUUCAGAAAUGGAGAACAACAUAACAAAGAUUGACUACAAGAUUGCAGCGGAGGAAGAGAAGAAGAGACGUCAUGAUGUCAUGGCUCAUGUUCAUACCUUUGGAGCGUGUUGUCCCAGAGCUGCAGCAAUCAUCCAUCUCGGUGCAACUUCUUGUUAUGUGGGGGAUAAUACUGUAAGUGAUUAAAAUCAUGUUGGAACCUUAGGCAUUGACAUCCCCCACCCCCCUAGAGAUAUACUCCCCACCUGAAAAAGGUAUUCCCCUCACCACUGGCCAGAAAACAUGCUCUUUCCCACCCCUAUUUAGGUUUCUCCCCCACACCCUAGAUAAGCAUUCUUUCCCACAACCCUAUAUAGACAUUCUUUCCCACACCCCAUGACCCCACACUCUUUGAAGAUAUAUUCUCCCCCACCCCCUGAAAAUAUCCCCCUGCAAAGGCAGACAUGCCACCAAAUCUGUCAGAAAAAACAUGCCCCCACAUGCCCCCACCUCCAGAAAAAACAUGCCCCCACAUGCUGCAAAAGCAGUUGGGGGGGGGGGGGGACUUGAUGGAAGAAGGCAGUGAAUGUUUUUGUCUCUAUUUCAGGACCUGAUAGUUCUUAAAGAUGGCUUGAAUAUCCUUCUACCUAAAGUAUGUUAAAAUGAAGAAAAUAAUUGCACUUCAAAGUUGUACAUAUAAUGGUUGUUGUUUUGUUGACUGAUAAUAAGAGUCUAAAUGGAGCAUUGUUUUAAUCUAGUUGGCAAGAUGUUGUGAAAGACUGUCAAAGUUUGCCAAUGAACACAAAUCUCUUCCAACGCUUGGUUUCACUCAUUUCCAGUUAGUAUCUUGUUUUUUUAAUACACUUCAGUGUUUCAACUCACUGUAAUAUACUCCUUGUCAUGUAUGAUAUUCUUACAGGCCAGCACAGUUAACAACAGUUGGCAAGAGAGCAUGUCUGUGGAUAUCUGA